UGUGAGGUUAAGUACGACGGGCGACACGGAACAAUCAAAACACAAAGUUUAGGGGUGGAGAACGGACGUGAAAAAUUGUAAAAAUCCCAGAAUUCGUGACUCCCAAGUGCAGUGAAAAAGACCCAAAGCAGCCAUGGCGAUGUCAAAGACGACAAAUACGUACAAUAGGCAAAAUUGGGAAGAUUCGGAGUUCCCAAUUCUCUGCCAAACCUGCCUCGGUGACAAUCCCUAUGUCCGGAUGAUAAAGGAACGCUACGGGAAGGAAUGCAAGAUCUGCAAUCGCCCCUUUACAAUCUUCCGGUGGUGCCCUGGUGCGAGGAUGCGCUUCAAGAAGACCGAAAUCUGCCAGACGUGCAGUAAGCUGAAGAAUGUCUGCCAGACGUGUUUGUUGGACCUUGAAUAUGGGCUUCCGACGCAAGUUCGCGAUGCAGCGCUAAAGAUUCAGGAUGAUCUACCGCAGAGUGAUGUGAAUAAGGAGUACUACAUCCAGAAUAUUGAUAAUCAGCUCAAGAACACCGAUGGAACGUCUCCGGCGGGAGCUGUGGGGAAAUCCAUUGCUGCCAGUGAUAUGCUGGCCAAGUUGGCACGGACGUCGCCCUACUACAAGCGCAAUCGCCCCCAUAUUUGUUCUUUCUGGGUGAAGGGGGAGUGCAAAAGAGGCGAGGAGUGCCCAUACAGGCAUGAUAAGCCCAAUGAACCCGAUGAUCCCCUUUCGGAGCAGAAUAUCAAGGACAGAUAUUACGGAGUUAAUGAUCCUGUAGCUGAUAAGAUUAUGAAGCGUGCAGCGAGUCUACCGACGCUGGAUCCGCCGGAGGAUAAGAGCAUAACGACGCUCUAUGUGGGCAACAUUGGGGAGCAUAUCACGGAGACGGAUAUAAAGGAUCAUUUCUACCAUUAUGGGGAGAUAAGGACAAUCACAGUCCUCCCACGGCAGCAAUGUGCCUUUGUGCAGUACACAAAGCGCAGUGCCGCGGAAUUGGCGGCUGAGAAGACCUUCAAUAAGCUCGUCCUGGGCGGACGGAGGUUAACCAUCAAGUGGGCUCAUUCGCAGGCUAAGCAGUACGUCCCAAGCAUGCCACGUCUCCAGCGCAACUACGAACCCGUCCCUGGGCUACCGUCAACGCUCCCACUACCGCCCAAUCCCACGGAUUACUUCAAUCUCCAAGUAGCCGACAUGACGGUUCUCCCGGCGGGGAUGAAGCUGCAUCAAUUGCCGCCUGGAGUCAUCCCUGGGGCCCCACUGCCGCCCAUGUACAGCUCAGGGGCUCCCUUCCAGCCAGUUCAUGUUCCCGCCACAGCUGGGAUGUCGCUUCCGGCUACAACUUCCGUUGCAGCACCCAUCAUGGAGCACCACGUGCCCCCCAUUGAUGCAGGAACAGUACACUAUCCCAGCCAGGAUCCAUCGCGUCUUGGAUCUCUCAAGAAGUGAAUGAACAUUCUUUUAUAAAAAAAAAAAAAGAUUUUAAUGAAAAUAAAUAAUUUUUCAAGCUUGAA
Messenger RNA from Lutzomyia longipalpis, 1494 nucleotides. Its product is annotated as pre-mRNA-splicing factor RBM22. Bases 134 to 1429 code for a protein of 431 amino acids. The record is from RefSeq and is a predicted model, not a curated record. Gene Ontology annotation, molecular function: metal ion binding; pre-mRNA binding; U6 snRNA binding. The transcript has a single exon. Gene Ontology annotation, cellular component: U2-type catalytic step 2 spliceosome; U2-type catalytic step 1 spliceosome; Prp19 complex. NCBI's taxonomy places the organism in Eukaryota, Metazoa, Arthropoda, Insecta, Diptera, Psychodidae.